This is a messenger RNA of Nerophis lumbriciformis (worm pipefish), 1731 nucleotides long. NCBI's taxonomy places the organism in Eukaryota, Metazoa, Chordata, Actinopteri, Syngnathiformes, Syngnathidae. The record is from RefSeq and is a predicted model, not a curated record.
AUGAGUCUCUCGUGGAAGCCUGUGACACUUUGUCUGAGCUUGUUGCUGUUAUUUGAUAGCUAUCGCCGGAUCGGGAGCUUCGAGCUGACGCUAUUGCACACCAACGACAACCACGCGCGCAUCGAAGAAACCAGCGCAGACUCUGGAAAGUGUCCGGCCGGGGGUCGUUGCUUCGCAGGGGUGGCCCGACGAUUCACCAAAGUGUCGCAGAUCCGCAGGGAGGAGAAAAAUGUCUUGCUCCUGGAUGCCGGCGACCAGUUCCAAGGCACAGUGUGGUUUAACUACUACAAAGGCGCAGAAGCGGCUUAUUUUAUGAACAAACUCGGCUAUAACGCGAUGGCUUUCGGGAACCACGAGUUCGACAAUGGAGUGGAAGGGCUUAUCUCGCCUUUCCUGCAGAAUGUUAAUUGCUCUGUGGUGAGUUCUAACAUCAAACCGGACACGACUCUGGCAGCCAAUUUUAGUCGGUAUUACCGGCCUCACGCUUUACUCGAAGUGGGAUUGGAGAAAGUCGCCGUGGUCGGGUAUACCACCGCCGAGACUCCCGUCUUGUCUAUGCCAGGUCCACACCUCAAAUUUGAGGAUGAGGUAGCAUCCCUGCAGGUCGAGGUAGACAAGCUGCAGACACUAGGUUAUAACAAGAUCAUCGCUCUGGGACACUCCGGCUUUAACGUGGACCAAAUCAUUGCUAAGCGAGUGAGAGGGGUGGACGUGGUUAUUGGAGGACACACCAACACAUUCCUAUACACUGGAACUGCUCCAUCUACUGAAGUACCGGCAGGUUCUUACCCGUUCAUGGUGAAGUCAGAUGAUGGCAGAAAUGUGCCAGUGGUCCAGGCGUAUGCUUUUGGAAAAUACUUGGGCUACCUGAAGGUUAUCUUUGACCAGGCUGGAAAUGUUAUCAAAGCGACUGGAAACCCCAUCUUGUUGGACAGUAGCAUACCUCAAGAUCCCAAUAUCCUUGCUGAUGUUGAAAAGUGGAAAGAGCAGCUUGCUCAGUACUCGAAGCAGUACGUCGGCCAGACAUUAGUUUACCUCAACGGAUCUUUUGAGGAGUGUCGUUUUCGAGAAUGCAACCUCGGAAACUUGAUUUGCGACGCCAUGGUUAACCACAAUUUAAAAGAGUCUAAUGAGCUGCAGUGGAAUCAUGUGGGCGUAUGCAUUUUGAACAGUGGAGCCAUUCGCACAGCAAUUGAUGAGCGAUACAAAAAUGGCACCAUAACAAUGGAGGAGAUCCUCACUGUCAUGCCAUUUCAACAAACUGUGGACUUGAUUCAGAUAAAGGGAUCAACUUUGAAAAAGGCUUUUGAACACUCCGUCCACAGAUAUGGAGGCAUGCAUGGAGAAUUCCUGCAAGUGUCAGGCAUCCAUGUAGAGUACGACCUCUCGAAGCCCGUAAACCAGCGAGUCGCUUCCUUAUCUGUGCUCUGCACUCAGUGUAGAGUGCCAAAGUACGAACCUCUGGACCCGGAGAAAACGUACACUGUUGUCAUGCCUUCCUACCUGGUGGGCGGAGGUGACGGGUACGGCAUGUUGAGGGAGGAGAAGCUGAAGCAUAAUACAGGUGAUAUGGACAUUGCGGUUUUGUCCAAAUACAUCUCUGACAUGAAGCGUGUGUACCCGGCGGUGGAAGGUCGGAUCAAGUUCAGGAGCAACGUUGCAGCAUUUUCAGCCCAUAGCCUCCCCCUGCUGUUGUUGAGUUUAUGCUUAACACUGACACGCUCACUGUGA